Molecule: messenger RNA, 651 nt
Organism: Eimeria mitis
Lineage: Eukaryota; Apicomplexa; Conoidasida; Eucoccidiorida; Eimeriidae
Product: 60S ribosomal protein L8, putative
Exons: 4
Coding region: 1-651 (216 amino acids)
Biological process (GO): cytoplasmic translation
Cellular component (GO): ribosome; cytosolic large ribosomal subunit
Molecular function (GO): RNA binding; structural constituent of ribosome
Source: RefSeq, a predicted model, not a curated record
AUGAACCCGGUAGAGCACCCCCACGGUGGUGGCAACCACCAGCACAUUGGCCACCCCUCAACUGUCUCCCGGCACGCGCCCCCAGGUCAAAAGGUGGGUCUUAUUGCUGCUCGCCGCACGGGUCUGCUGCGGGGUGGCCGCAAGACGAAGCAGCAGCAGCAGCAGCAGCAGCAGCAGCAGCAGUGGGAGUUGCUGAUGCUGCUGCUGCUGCUGCUGCUGGUGUUGAUGAUGAUGAUGAUCAUGAGGCUGGUGCUGCUGCUGCAACUGCAGCAGCAGCAGCAGCAGCAGCAGCAGCAGCAAUGCAACUACUUAUUGCCUUGGGGCCCGCAACUGCAGCAGCAGCAACAGAAACAGCAACAGCAGCAGCAGCAGCAGCACAUUUGCUGCUGCUGCUGCAACCAGCUUUUCAUACUUAACAGGGCACCCCAUCUCCAUGAUUAUUAUCCUUUAGGGAUAUGUCUUGUCUUCAAGCAGCAACAGCAACAGCACCAGCAGCAGCAGCAACAGCACCAGCAGCAACAGCAGCAGCAGCAGCAACAGCACCAGCAGCAACAGCAGCAGCAGCAGCAGCAGCAGCAACAGCAGCAGCUGUUUGGGGUUGCUGCUGCGGGGCGUUCGUUAGCUGUUAAGCCUAAGCCGUACAAACCCUAA